AUAAGAGACAAAGUGAGUCCAGUACUUCUAUUGGACACUUAGAACGAUUACAACAUACAUAUGUCGAGCCCGAGUUUCGACCCUCUAAAUCCAGCCGAAGAUUACAGGAGAAUUAGAUAGAAGUCUAUUGCUAAGUAUAUAAGUUUGACAACCUUUUACAAUGAAAUAAAUGUUGUUAUUUAUGCUGCAAGAUAGUAGGUAAAGGGGUUAUGUGCUCAACCUUCGGUGGAUGUUCUCACAACAAUUGCGGACGGGUACCUAGGGUUCUCUAAGAUUUGGUUUAUUUCCAGCUGUGGCUCUUCCCUUUUUGUCCGGCAGUUUGUUUAUGCUAGCAGUAACUCAUAGCAUCGCUUGGUCUCCAUUAGUUCACAGGUUCCUUGUGGCAAAGGUGAGAGGAGGAGCUGUAUUUGAAGGCCUCAACACACGACUUGGUCUCGAGCAGGGAUGUGACGGCUUUGUUCAAGGUUUUCGGCUUGCGGAAAUUUUGAGUUUUCAGCCGGUGAAAACAAAACUAAGGAGGGAAGUGAAGAAUAAUUGCAUAACUCAGAGGCAGGAAGAGAUCGACAUUUUGGCUCAAGCUUAUGAAAGGAUAGAAAAUGAAGUCAGGGACAACAAGUUGGUCUAUAAUCGGCUUGAAGGAAGAGGGUGGAGUAUUAUUGGUUCGUCCCCUCCUGGACCGCCGUCAGGAAAGGAACAAGCAACUAUGCUUUUGAUGCUUUUUUUAGUUAUUUUUGUUUGUUUCAUCUGUUAUUUUUUCGUUCAACACUUAUGGUAUAAUUUCUAGUUUGUGGUUUUAGUUAUUAGGAUGGGAGAAAGCAAUCAGAUUUAUUUUAGUUGACGAUAUCUUUGAAUCUCUCACACGUUCAAUGAUUAAUCUUCUUUGUUAUUGGGCAAGCGUAGAGGUAAGGCCUGAAUAGUUGGAAGGUUGAAUGUUCAGUUUGUGAUUUUAAUCAUUAGGUUGGGAGAAAGCAAUCAUGUUAUUUUGACUGAUAACAUGUUUGAAUCCCUCACAUGUUCAUCAAUUGGUCUUGUUCGUUAUUGAACGGUCUAUUAUUAGAGGGUGAGUGCACCAAUGGGCUCUAAAGAGUAUAGAGAAAAGGUUUGUAUAGUUGGAAGCUUGAAUGUUUG
Cuscuta europaea is the source of this 1128-nucleotide messenger RNA. Lineage: Eukaryota; Viridiplantae; Streptophyta; Magnoliopsida; Solanales; Convolvulaceae. The record is from the annotation of a GenBank genome assembly.